AUGCCUCGUCAGCUCGCGAAAGGUCGCGCGGGAAACUUGCGUGAAGUCAAAAUCUGCGCAGGCCGCGACCGCACACGCGCGCGCGCUCGGAACGCGCACGCACGCCGGUCGACGCCUCACGCGGACGCGUCGCGCUCGAACCGAACUCUACGCGCUCUCGCGCGCGACGUCGCGCGCUCGCCCGCGGACACGAGAGAUCUCGCGGGCCCCCGCGCCGGCGGUCGCCGCCGGGCUCGCUCGGAAGAAGCACCGCUCGCGGCGCCGCGUGAAGAGCGGCGCCCCCGACCGCCUCGCGCGUUCAUCAUCAUGAUGCUCGGAACCUCCCCGAGCGUCUCCGUCGGCAUCCCCGUCCGCGCCGCGUCGCCCGCGACGACGAACGCGACGGCGUCGUCGGCGUCGGCGUCGCCCGCGACGCGCGUCUCGCCGCUGCAUCACGCGUUGUCGUCGUCGCCUUCGGGCGACGGCGCCGCGUUAAAUACGCAGCUGAACGGGUCGCUCUCCGGCAGCGGGCCGCGGAAGUCGUUCUCGUCGCUCUCGAACUCGGGCGGGUCGUCGCUGCGGCGGUCGUCCGUGGAGCGCGGGCGCGCGGUGUUCGUGAAGCCGGUGGCGCCAGCCGCGGGGGGAACCGUGACGGGGUUUCAUCUGGAGCCGAGUUCGCGAACUGGGACGAACAACGCGGGGUUCCGAGACCGGGGUUCCGAUGCUACUACCCCGGGUGCGAGCGUCGUCGACGCGGGAGGUCUCUCCGCGGGGCUGAGCGCGCUGCAGAUCGAGCUUGAGGACGCGCGGUCGUCGAUCGUGUCGCCGACGAAGACGAAGCCGCCGCUGCCCACGUCCGCGCGGCGGUCGCUGGACGCGUCCGGCUCCCCGACCAAGUCGUCGCGCGUCGGGAGCGGGCUCCUGACCGGGACGCCGCCGCUCGAGGCGCUAAACGACGUCGAAGCGGCCAUACUCCGCGACGCGCAGGCGAGACACGCCGCGUUCGGUCUCCCCGGCGUCGUGAGCGCGUUUCGAGUCGCCGCGAGGGCGCACCGCGGCGACGUCGACGACGUCGACGGUUCUGAAGCGCCGUUUCUGAAGCGCUGCGUCGAGUGCGCGUCCAUCAUCGCCCACCUCGGGAUGGACUCCAGCGCGGUCGCGGCCGCGCUGCUCUGCAACGUCCUCGACCGCACGCCGGUCAUCGCGGAAGAGCUCGCGGUAGCGCUCACGGGCCGCCCCGCGGUUAUCGACAUGGUGAAGGGCGCUUCGAGGCUCGCGCUCGUGUCGCGGAUGCGUCGCGCGUCGGCGCGCGAGCUCGACGCGGAGGAGCGCAUGCAGCUCCGCGCGAUGCUCAUCGCGGCCACGGACGCGAGGGUCGUCAUCGUGAAACUCGCGGACAGGCUCGCGACGCUGACGUCGUUGACCGCCGCGGCCGACGGCGGCGGCGUCGACGCGCUCGGCGGCGAACGCGACCGCGCGACGCGGCUGGCGGACGAGACGCUCGACGUCUUCGUCCCGCUCGCGUCUCGGCUCGGGAUAUGGACGCUCAAGGCGCGCCUCGAGGACGCGUGCUUCGCGCUGCUUCACCCCGCCGAGCACGCGGCGCUGUCGCUCGAGCUCCGCGACGGCGAACAGCGAGAGGCGAUCACGCGCGCGGUGGGCGACGUCUCGGCGGCGCUGCGCGCCGCCGGCGUCGACGACGCGUCGGACGUCUGCGGCCGCCCGAAAUCGCUCUACUCGGCGUUUCGCAAGAUGCGCGCGAAGGGGCUGGGGUCGAUCCACGACGUCCACGACGUCCGCGCGCUGAGGAUCAUCGUCGACGGCGGCGAGGCGUCGUGCUACGCCGCGCUCGCGGCGGUGCACGCGCGAGAGGGGUGGACCGCGGUGGAGGGCAAGACGAAGGAUUACGUCGCUUCGCCGAAGAAGAACGGGUACCGGAGCUUGCACACGGUGGUCCGCGACGCGUCGGGACGCGCGUUUGAGAUUCAGAUCCGCACGCGGGAGAUGCACGACGCCGCGGAGUACGGCCUCGCCGCGCACUGGCGGUACAAGGAGCCGGAACACGCGGCGGGCGGGUUGGAAGAUGGAACGAGAUUGAACGCCGGCGGCGGCGGCGCGUCGAGCACGCUGCGCGCGGUGGAUGAGCAGAUCGCGUGGGCGCGGUUCAUGCUGUCGUGGCAGGGGCAGCUCGCGGACGACAAGUGUCGCGUCGAUUCGCAUUCCCCUUCCAGUGGCGGCGGCGAUUCGCAUUCCGGCAUUCCGGCGAUGGUUCCGUCCGCGUGCCCGUGCGCGUUUCCCGCGCACGCGUCGACGUGCGAAAACGACGAGGGCGUCGUCGCGUUUGGAUCCUCGCGCGGUCGCGGCGGCGCGCUCGUCUCCGCGGACAGCGCGCUCUGCGGCUCGUGCGACGAUUCGCAUUCGCAUUCCUCCCCCGCGGAUCGAUCCCACUCCUCCCGCGCGGAUCGGGAAUACGAAUCGAGCGGCGUCGACGCGGAGCCCGCGACGCCGGCGCCGAUCUUCGUCGUCGCCGUCGUCGACGGCGCGAUGCGCGUGUUGGAGGUGCCGCGCGGCGCCGCGCUGUCCGACGCGGUGCUCGCCCUCGGCGUCGACGACGGGCGACUGAGCGAGUUCCAGACGGUCUCGUCCGUCUCGGUCAACAGAGAGACCGUCCCUCGCGGCGCGGAGCCCGCGAUCGAGCUGCACAUGGGCGAUUUACUCGAGAUUUCGCACGACGCGAUCGCGGGCGGGGAGUCCCCGGAGGGAUCCCCGGGGACGAGCGCGGGGAGCGUCCUCGCCAUCGAGGCGCAGCGGCGGCGGCUCAUGAGCGCCGUGGGCGAGUCGAUCGACGUCGUGGCGCCUCCUGGCCUCGGGCACGGCGUGGUGCCGGUGUCGAGCGGGGUGAAGCGCGCGCCGGUGAAGACGAGCGCCGCGAACUGAUCGACGGACGGACGGACGACACGACGGCGGAAGACGUCGAUCGAUCGAUCGAUCAUGCAUGUACCAAAAAGAAUUAAUUUGUGACGAGAAAGAGUUGUACGACUACGUGCACGCGCGACGACGAACGAAUCGCGGUUGUAAUCAAUUGAUGACUGUAUAACGAA
This is a messenger RNA of Micromonas pusilla CCMP1545, 3080 nucleotides long. RefSeq lists its product as uncharacterized. The transcript has 3 exons. Gene Ontology annotation, cellular component: chloroplast. NCBI's taxonomy places the organism in Eukaryota, Viridiplantae, Chlorophyta, Mamiellophyceae, Mamiellales, Mamiellaceae. The record is from RefSeq and is a predicted model, not a curated record. Gene Ontology annotation, biological process: guanosine tetraphosphate metabolic process. Bases 1 to 2916 code for a protein of 971 amino acids.